Molecule: messenger RNA, 3357 nt
Organism: Sphaeramia orbicularis (orbiculate cardinalfish)
Lineage: Eukaryota; Metazoa; Chordata; Actinopteri; Kurtiformes; Apogonidae
Gene: slc17a5
Product: solute carrier family 17 member 5
Exons: 11
Coding region: 132-1607 (491 amino acids)
Biological process (GO): monoatomic anion transport; transmembrane transport
Cellular component (GO): apical plasma membrane
Molecular function (GO): transmembrane transporter activity
Source: RefSeq, a predicted model, not a curated record
GACGGGCUCAGCUUCCGGUUGCAGACUCAGCUGACUGAGAAGUUGCUCUUGCCGUCACCGUUGUUAUUGUUGACGGUUUUGUGUGAUGCAGAGAGUCGCCUCCUCCGGCUGCUUAUUUUAUUGAAGUGACCAUGGAGCGGUACGGGACGGACACGGAGGGGGACGAGCAGGACACACCGCUGCUGCACAGAGGAACCGACAGAGUCCAAAGAGCCCCAGUUUGCUGUUCUUCACGCUACGGCCUGGCCCUGCUCUCCAGCUAUGGCUUCUUUGUGGUCUACUCUUUGCGUGUCAACCUCAGUGUUGCCAUGGUGGACAUGCUCAACAACACUCAUCACAGCAGCAUCAACCACAGCUCUUCAGUGUGUCCUGCCCAUGCUAGUCCAACACGACCCCAACAUAACCACACGGCCAGUGUAUACAACUGGGACUCUGAGACACAGGGUUGGAUCCUGGGCUCCUUCUUUUAUGGAUACAUCCUAACACAGAUCCCAGGCGGCUACCUAGCAGGCCGAUAUGGUCCCAAAUGGCUAAUGGGCUUUGGAAUUUUGGGAACUGUAGUUUUUACACUACUCACCCCUGUGGCUGCUGACCUGGGGGCCAGCUACCUCAUUGCUGUCAGAGUGUUUGAAGGGAUAGGAGAGGGAGUCACCUUUCCUGCAAUGUAUACCAUGUGGGCAGCAUGGGCCCCGCCUCUGGAGAGAAGUCGAUUGCUUACAAUUUCAUAUAUCGGAGCCCAGCUGGGGACGGUGAUAGCUCUUCCAGUGUCAGGUGAAAUCUGCUUCUACCUGGACUGGACCUACGUCUUCUAUAUAUUUGGUGCUUUUGGGCUGGUGUGGUUUGUCUUGUGGGCACUAUUCGUGUUUAAUUCUCCAAACACUCACCCACGGAUCUCGGAACGAGAGAGGCUCUACAUCACUUCGUCGCUCAAGAAUGAGCUGUCCACUUCAACCCACAUUCCUUGGGGAUCCAUAGUGACGUCCAUACCGCUUUGGGCCAUCGUUGUGGCUCACUUCUCCUACAACUGGACCUUCUACACCCUCCUCACCCUGCUGCCAACCUACAUGAAUGACAUACUGGGUUUCAGCAUACAGCAGAACGGUAUGCUGUCAGCUCUGCCUUACAUCGGCUGUGCAGUGUUGGCUGUGCUGAGUGGUCAGAUUGCCGAUUACCUGAGGGAAAGCUGCCAGUGUCCCACCGUCAGAGUCCGGAAGGUCGCCUCCCUUGUUGGUAUGAUUGGACCUGCAGUGUUCUUGGUGGCAGCAGGAUACACUGGCUGCAACUACACUAUGGCUGUGACCUUCCUCACCAUCUCGUCCUCGCUGGGUGGUGUAUCAGCGUCGGGUUUCAACAUCAACCACCUGGACAUUGCUCCCUCGUAUGCUGGUAUUCUGCUUGGAAUCACCAACACCUUUGCUACUAUUCCUGGCAUGGUGGGACCGGUAAUAGCAAGAGCUUUGACCAAAAAUAACACCAUAGAAGAAUGGCAGAUCGUCUUCUACAUCGCUGCUACCAUCAACCUCCUCGGAGCGUCUUUCUACACCCUGCUUGGCCAAGGAAAGGUGCAACCCUGGGCUGUCCAUACAUCAUACUCUCAUGGAGACUGAGGCAGGAAACUGAGCAAGAGUUGACCUUUGAAAUUUUAAAAAAAGAAACAGGCCUUUUCUGGUAUCUGCUAGUACCCCCAGCAUGGGUAAUGGAUUCUCAAUGAUAGCCAUGAUAUGUUUUAGGAUGUUCUUUCUUGUGGCUCCAGCCCAAGGAACAAAACUUCUUUCAAAAACAGUUUGGCUCUGAAUUUCUAUUUCACCUCCCAAAAUAUUUUGCCUUCAGAAAUUUUUCCAACACAAACAAUAACAGCAUUUAUAUCCACGAGAGAACAGAUAAUUAUUCAAAAGUCUGCUGUGGAUCUCGUGCUUUAACUGUAAAAAUGGAAAUCUAGUCCGUUAAUCACCAAAGCUGACCUUUUAAGAUGAAACUAGCUUAUAGCCACUGAUGCUAAUGUGUUGACCUCCACAAAUUAGGUAUAUGAUAAAAUACAUGAAUAGUUUUAGCUACUUAUUCCUUUUGUUUUUAGGUUUUCCUGUUAGCCAGCUCACUCAUCUCUUAAGGACAGAACUCUUGCAUCCAUUGCACUUUGUUUUCAGCAGAACUGCAGCAUACAUCUGGAGUUUUAUUGCCAUAAUAUCAGUUUACAUAUCUUUUUCAACAUGUCUGUAGAGUCUGGGAUUAACAAAAUCAAGCUACUUUGUAACAAUUAUAUAGUUGUUGCAAAUAGGUGUUUUAAGUGAUUUUAAAAAUGUCAUCAUGCCAGUCUACACAGAUUUAUGUGAGUGGUUUGGGAAAAGGCUUUAUAUUUAAGCUUCUUAAUGUGAUUUUUUUUUUUUUUUAAUUUUUAAUUUUCAUUGUACAUGUAAAUACAUGGAAACAAAGGGAGCAUUUAUUUGUAAUUAUUUGUAAUGUGAUGCAGGAAUUUUUCUAGUUUCUAGUCUUUUUCUAGUUGUGCCCAUCUCAUUGUUUUAUGUAAAUCUACAAUCAUGUGGAAAACACUGGUUAAUACAUGUCAUCAACUUGAAACACUAAGAAGAAAAUGGAAGGAAUCGGCUUUGAAUAUGUCCCUGGUGGACAAAGCCUCUAUUUUUACACAGGAUUUGCACUUUGUGUCAAUUCUCAGGUAUCUUUAAGACUGAAAAUAAUGUGCAUUUACUUUUUACAGAUUUGCUGAAACUACCACAGUGAAGCAUAUACCUUUAAGAUAUCAGCCUGAUUAUAUACACAAAUUGGCUCCUCAUACAGUCAGAAGCUAAAUUUGAAAAUGGCUUUUAGCAUUUUUAGAUUUUUACCAGGUUGCUCAAAGUAUCCUUGUCUCAAGUAUAGUAAUAUGUAGCAUAUUCAGUCAUACUGCACCUAACGUGUGUAAAAAAGGAAAUACACAAUUAAAUGUGAAAUACAAGCUAAACAUUUUAUCUUGAUUGUAAUUUCUGGCAACAAGUAGUUCCAUCGUCUCACCUUAUGAUGUAUUGCACUUGUGCCUUAUAUUACAUGAGCAUAAACAUGCACCAUAUCCUUGGGUCAUUCCAUUAGUUACGGUUUUUAUAUGUUGCUUUAAACAUUAAAGAAAAGGGAAACUUGUCUCUUACAUAAUCGGUAAUAAACUAUGUAAAGGGUAGCCUACUCAGUGUCAAAAAACCCCCCAAAACAAUCAAUCCUGGAAACAUUCCAGAAAAAUGUCUUAAAUCUGUUAUAUACUGUAAAUAUUUAGACAUGUUCCAUGCUUAAGCUAUGUCAUGUUAUGAAUUCAUCAUACUGUACAGUUGCUGUCAUAGCCUUGUUAAAUAAAAAGUGACCUUUGUUAAUGCA